Molecule: messenger RNA, 1402 nt
Organism: Pseudo-nitzschia multistriata
Lineage: Eukaryota; Bacillariophyta; Bacillariophyceae; Bacillariales; Bacillariaceae
Source: the annotation of a GenBank genome assembly
GUCAUACAGGGCACCGCCGUAUCGGCUCCCGCACAAACCACCCAGGCCGUUACUUACGGAGCCGAGUUCGAAACACCCAGCUCGAACAAUCCGGAACCCGCCAAAACGGGUUGCAAAGACCCGCUCUUCGCCAUUUUGUUCUACUGCAACGUGGCCGCGCUACUAAUCGUCGUUGUCCUUUACGGCAUACCAGCAAUGAGAGAGUCAGAUAGUAGUACUAACUAUCUUCGGUAUGUAUAGUGAAUUUGUUGUGGAUGCAUUCUGAAUUCUUGCGAUUGACUGAGGACAAGCUUCACSUCUCCUCAACCAAUGCAUCGUUUUCUUUAUUUUUCAGAUAUGUGACAGCAGCUUUAGUGUUUGGUGUCAYUUCUUUCGUAGCUGGUCUCGCUGGACUUUUCAUGCUAAUAACUUGCCCUGCACUCAUGAUCAAAGUGGGUCUGAUAUUCUCUGUUGCAGUAGCUAUAGCAUAUUGUGUUUAUGCUUUCCUGUAUUUGAAUUUAGUCUUUGGAAUCUUGGCUGUUGUGUUUGCUGCCUUGAUGGCAUGCUAUGCCAGAGGAGUAUGGAGCAGAAUUCCAUUUGCCGCAAUCAAUAUGUUGACAGCCGCAACCGCAGUCAAAGCAAAUCUUGGCGUUACCAUUUUUGCCAUAUUCUUUACUAUACUCGAGGUCGCAUGGCUUGUCCUUUGGGCGAUAGCAAUGGUUGGUGUUUACGAUAAAACGACGAAAUGCGACGCUAACAGCCAAUGCGAUAUCAACUAUGGAAUUUUAUUCGGGCUAUUUGUUUGUUUGUUCUUCACACAACAAGUGCUCCAAAGUUGCGUACACGUUAAUGUUGCUGGAACUGUUGCAACCUGGGUAAGUAGGAUACAAYCAGAGUGAAGCUGAGAAAAGCGAAAUUAAUUGGUUUCGAGUGGAUACUCAUUGGGGAUAUUUUGUUUUCGUGUCUCGUUUUUCCAUCAAUGUUACGAUAGUGGGUGGCACCCAAYGAGUCCGGUUGCUGUUCCAAAGGAGUGUGCAAUUCAUUCAUUCGAACCGUCACAACGAGUUUUGGAUCCAUUUGCUUCGGCUCGCUAAUUGUCGCAAUCAUUCAAGCAUUGAGAGCGCUCGCUUCAGCAGCAAGAGGAAAUGACGACGCGGGAUUCCUUGCAUGUAUCGCUGAGUGCAUCCUCGCCUGCCUCCAGAGUAUUGUGGAGUAUUUCAACAAGUGGGCCUUCAUUUAUGUCGGUACGUGAAAUCUUUGGGGUUUGAAAUUGAUUAUGCAUAUGGUGUAUCCGUGGCACUUAAGGCUUCGCGCACGCUGGUCCUUAUUGAUUCAGUGCUCUUUUACUUACACUUUUCUUUUUGCUUCACAGGCGUUUAUGGAUUCGGUUACAUUGAAGCUGGAAAAAAUGUUAUGCAGUUGU